Molecule: messenger RNA, 2061 nt
Organism: Daphnia pulicaria
Lineage: Eukaryota; Metazoa; Arthropoda; Branchiopoda; Diplostraca; Daphniidae
Product: glutamate receptor ionotropic, delta-2-like
Exons: 10
Coding region: 446-1912 (488 amino acids)
Cellular component (GO): membrane
Molecular function (GO): ligand-gated monoatomic ion channel activity
Source: RefSeq, a predicted model, not a curated record
UUUGAGUUUGAUUAUGGCACUGAGAAGUUGGCAGUCAAGUCCGUUUUCUAAAAAAAAUGCUUUGGUUUCUCGAAUUUUAACCUGUGUAGCAGUCGCGUUGGGCCCUAACGUGAUUGAAAUAAACAGUCAAAUCAAGGAAUUAGAAACAGCCCACGUGCCCAAGGAAGUGAGGCAUGGAUUGCUUCGCCUGCAUCGGAUUUGUUAUCCUCCUUUAAAAAAAGAGUGGUGCAACAAGAUUUUGUUAUGUGUGUUUUUAUUACGCUAAAAUCACCACACAACUUACUGCAAUGUAACAGCAGCAAGUCCAAGCUUUUCGAGCACAGUGUGAUGAGUGACUGUUUAAGUUACAUCUGCUAAUGAAGAAUCCAGUGAUGUUGAACACACUUAAUGAAUUGGACUCAAACAUUUAGUGACAGCACCACUUUACCUGUGUGAACUGCCAGACAUGAGUUUGCCUAAAAUGAGAAGAAUUCCAGUCUACAUGGGGGGUCCAUCAUCCAUUGCAUGGAUUACAGUUCCACCUGUGGCAAUAACCAACUGUCACUUUAUGACUGUUAAUUCUUCGCCUUCCAUGAAAACUGGAGACCUGAACGGCGCGCAUUUAAAAAUUGCAGUUGCACAUUACCCGCCUUUUCAUAAUAUUACUUUGAUGCCCAACGGAAACUACAGCAUCAUCGGCGCCGGAGUAGAGUAUUUUGCCUGGCUUGAAAAAAAACUCAACUUCACGUUUUCGUAUGAUUUUAUUCCCAACGAAGUGACCAAGGCAAAAUAUGGUAUAAAGAGCAACCUGGCUAUCAUGACUAAUCUUUUCACAGAUAAAGAAAUCGAUGGAGCUAGUACUGGUAUAACUUUAACUCUUGAAAACAAAAAAAAAAUGGACCUGGCAUACUUUGCCUGGUCGGAACCCUUUAAGAUGGUUGUUCCUCGACCAGGGGAAAAAUCUCGACUCUUGGCAUUCGUUUAUCCAUUUGAUCCACUGGUGUGGGGUCUUAUUUAUAUUACGAUACAUGCGAUGGUGGCUUCGAUGACCUUUUUUGCAUCAAUCUACUCCAAAUUUUCAAUUAAUGGUCGUGAGGUCUCUGCUAUCUACGGAGGAAGAACAGUGUAUGACCGGGUCAGUUAUUACAUGAUAUACGUCUUCAACAUUAUGACGAAUCAAGGGAAUAUGAUCCAUGUUAGUCGUCUUUCGUUCCGGAUCCUUGUCGGAUCAUGGCUUUUGGUUGCAACGGUCCUUGUCUACAGUUAUUCCAGUACAGUUGUUUCGCAUCUAACAAUAGUCGUUACGAAACCCCAUAUUAAUUCACUAGAAGAUCUUGCUGCUAGUAAGGACGUAGAACUUCUUUUACUGGCCGACUUUUUUCCAGAAGAAAUACUCGAUGCCAAAUUUGGUGCACUGAAAUAUCUCGGUGAUCAGAUUCGGUACAAUCCUGAUCGGCUAUUAAAUAACAUGCAGAACGUUGAAACCUUAUUGGGAACUGGGAGUCAUGCUAUGCCGUUUCUAGCAACAGUAUGUAAAAACUUUGUCGCCACUCAAUUCAAGAAGGAUCGUAAACGUCGCUUUGUAAUCACCGAUCCCAUUUCAAGUGCCAAUUUUUGGUCUCUUCCUUUUCAGAAGGACAGCUCAUAUACAUGGGCAUUUCACCAUGCUCUGAUUGAACUAUGGGAGUCUGGCCUCCCUUAUCACUGGGUUGGAAAUUUCGUACCACAAGUUCCAGAGAGUUUGUUAAUAACAAAUAAUAAACACAAAGCAAAUUCAGUUCGACGUGGGGCCAUUAGAUUGGAAGACCUAACUGGAGCAUUUCUAAUUUUAGGCGUCGGUUUCGGCCUUGCGACGUUCACCUUUAUCCUAGAAAAAAUUGUUUACUUCAGAAACAAACGGAAGACUGAACAGCAAGAAUUUCAGAAUUCAUAGGUUUCCUCUGAAAAAGCGGGUGAAAAAUUUUAAAGCGUAGUAGUUGAAUAUUAGACUGUAAAAGUGUUGUUAGAAUUGAAGUAGUUCGAAUGUGUAGCCUAGUAACGCUACCUUGCUGCAUUUCAGUUAUUCAUGCUUCAAUAUCGGAC